GAGGGGAGAUUGAGGAUGAGGAGGCGCAGCAUGGGAAGUAUAUAAAUGGCACAGCAAAAUACACAGUGACGCAUGUGUACCAAAAGGGACACUCACAAGAGCUGCAGUUUAGGUUUAGGCAUAGGUUUUCUUUUGUGAUAGCCUUCGGGAACUACAAAGAGUUCACCGUCAGGAACCUUGAGGGAUCCAGGCUGACAAAAAAGCGGGCUGCAAGUGGAGUCCUGAACGAAGGGUCGGCCGAUCGCCACCAUCCAACAGAGGCUGAGCUCCAGGCAAAUCGGAACCUCAACGAUGCCGGGGCUUGGGCAGGUGGAUGGGGCCUUUGCCUGCGCACCCAGCCCGGGUGAGAAAGAUACACGCAUAUAGGUUCUGUUGUUGCGCAUUUUUUACUUCUCGCAUCGUUGCACUCUUGUGGGACACUCUUGUGGGAAACCGCCAGUUAUCCCGCUCACCAGCAACACGCCUCGUUUACGUACGCAUGCUCUUCAUUUCCACGAGCUGCUGCCGCGGUCUGUGGCCCCCCUCCAGACUCAGCUUUCGCCACUUCGACUACAUUCAAUGCCGGCCUCUUGCACCGUCAGCAGUGGAGCUUGGUUUUCCGGUGCCUCGCCCACCCUUUGGUAUGAGGCAUAGCAGAAAGCAGUGCAGAAGGAGGAGACACCAACCUCAACCCCGGCGACACCCAGCAGAGCAAAACCUCUGCAGAAUGGAGUGGCUGGAGAUCCCAGCAGCAGCAGACCUCAUAAAACACAGAAUAGCAGAGAACGCGAGUUGUCUUCGUGCAAGUUGAGUAGGUGUGAGUUGAAUUGGCGGGAGUUGAGGGGUGCGUUUUUAAGUUGGUGAGAGAGCCGCGGGAGGGGCCGAAACACGGUGGUAGCAGGGUAAAAUUUAUGGAGGCUAGCAAAAUCAACAAAGGGAACAGACCAUUUGCUGCGCCGUGUAGGUGAAGGCCAUGGAGCAGCAGGAAUUUCCGCAGUACUAUCCUCAAGCUGGGUGGACGGAACAUGAUCCGAACGAGAUUUUGCAAAGUGCCUUAAAUUGCUCUGAACUGGCGAUGAAAAAAGCGGGUGCCAAGAAGGAUGACAUUGCUGGAAUUGGCAUCACCAAUCAACGCGAAACCACUGUGGCUUGGGACAAGGUGAGUGGCGAGCCACUAUGCCGUGCGAUUGUUUGGCUAGACCUGCGAACUGCCGAGACGGCUGCCAAGCUGUCUUCUUCCGGUGGAAAAGACCGUUUUAGACCGAAGACAGGCCUUCCGAUUUCGACCUACUUCUCUGCAGUGAAGAUGAGAUGGAUGCUGGACCAUGUUGCCGAGGUGAAGAAAGCUGCUGACGAAGAGCGAUGUUGCUUUGGAACAAUAGAGAGCUGGCUCAUCUACAAGCUGAGUGGGGGCACUGCUGGCGGGGUCCAUGUCACGGAUGUUUCCAAUGCCUCGAGGUACAUGCUCAUGAACAUCAGCACCUGCAAGUGGGAUGAAACAGUGUGUCGACAAAUUGGCAUUUCCACCAGUUGCCUGCCCAGCAUCAAGUCUAACUCAGAGAUCUAUGCCCACGUAAAAAAUGUGAGUUACCUUGAGGGUCUGCCCAUUAGCGGGGCUCUGGGUGAUCAGCAUGCAGCCCUGCUUGGCCAUGCGUGUUUGGAUGUGGGCACGUCCAAAAACACCUACGGCACGGGAUGCUUCAUGCUUCUGAACACGGGUUUUGAUCCUGUGCCCUCCAAGCAGGGUCUGCUUACAACUGUGGGCUACAAGCUGAGCCCUGAGGACAAAACUACGUAUGCACUCGAAGGCAGCGUGGCGUGUGCUGGGCGAGUGGUACAAUGGCUCCGGGACAAUUUGGGCAUCAUUGCUUCCUCCAAGGAAGUGGAAAUCCUCGCCAACAAGGUGGAGGACACUGGAGGUUUGACCUUGAUUCCUGCCUUCAGCGGCCUUUUUGCACCGCACUGGCGAGACGAUGCAAGGGCAGUGGCUGUAGGAAUGACCCUCUACACGAGCAAGGAGCACAUGUGCCGUGCGGCCUUGGAGUCCACAGCUUUUCAAGCUGUGGAUAUCAUGGAGGCUAUGAAGCAAGACACCGGCCUUCGGCUAGUUGACAUGCGUGUGGAUGGUGGAAUGACGGUAAACAACCUCCUUAUGCAGAUGCAAGCGGAUGCACUUGGCAUGCCAGUGCUACGCUCCAAAAUGGCAGAAGCAACAGCUUUAGGAGCCGCGUUGGCAGCUGGCCUUAGCGUUGGCUUUUAUCAUAACAAGGAGUCUGUGCGGGCGAUGAUUGAGAAGGCAGGUGGCUACGAGGUCUUCAACUCCACGACCUCCACAGCUGCACGGCAGAAGAUGCAAAGCAGAUGGAAGGAUGCCUUGAAGCGAUCCUUUGAGCUCGCCAAAUAUGAUCCCAACUACAAAGACGAGGAAAAGCCGAAAGCCCUGAAGAAGCCACGCUUCGUCAAGGUGUCCACGAUCAAGCCUGAGCAGAACGGCUUAAACCUGCAAGUCAAAGUGAUCAAGCCUCUCGGACCAAUAAAAAUAGAGUCCGGCAGGCUGUGGAAGUGCACUUUUUCACCUAUUUUUGAGCUCUACUAA
Molecule: messenger RNA, 2575 nt
Organism: Durusdinium trenchii
Lineage: Eukaryota; Dinophyceae; Suessiales; Symbiodiniaceae
Source: the annotation of a GenBank genome assembly